AUGGGCGAGGCGGGCGAGGGGAACCCCCUGCUCAGAGCGGUGCAUCAGAGCCGCCUGCGCCUCACCAGGCUGCUGCUGGAAGGGGGUGCCUACAUCAACGAGAGCAACGACAGGGGUGAGACCCCUCUGAUGAUCGCCUGCAGGACGAAACACGUGGAUUCCCAGAGCGCCAGCAAGGCCAAGAUGGUGAAAUACCUGCUGGAGAACAAGGCUGAUCCGAACAUCCAGGACAAGUCUGGGAAGACGGCCUUGAUGCACGCCUGCCUGGAGAAUGCAGGCCCUGAAGUGGUGUCUCUGCUGCUGGAAAGUGGAGCUGACCCAAGCCUGCAAGAUCACUCCGAUUGCUCUGCGCUCGUCUAUGCAGUGAACUCUGAAGACAAAGAGACCCUGGAAGUUCUUCUCAGCGCCUGCAGGGCUCAGGGGAAGGAAGUGAUCAUCAUCACAACGGAGAAGUCCUGCUCUCGAAGGCAGAGAAGGAGGCAGUAUUUAAAUGUGCCUCCUGCCGACCUCGAGGAAUGCCAUUCCCCAACCACUUGCACUUCCCCGUCAGAAAUAGAACUCAAAACGUCUCCAUCCCCACUUCCAAGUUCAAAUGAACUUCAAGAAGCACUCUUCAGCUUCAAAGAGCUGGAUCGUGCCAGAAGCAUGAACAGCUCAUCUCAAACAAUGGCAAAAACAUCCACCUCAACAAAAGCAGGGUCCAAGCUGGCACAAGUGCAGUGGCUACAGUCUGAGCCUUGGGUAAAGAGCUCUCCAUCACUGUUUCACCAGAAUAAAAUUGCCUCUUUACAAGAAGAACUUCAGGACAUCACUCCAGAGGAAGAGCUCUCUUUUAAAAGAAAUGGUCUUGCCUUAUCAAAGAGAUUCAUCACCAGGCACCAGAGCAUUGACAUAAAGGACACAGCUCAUUUAUUGAAAGCCUUUGAUCAACCUGGAUCAAGGAAUUUAUCAUACAAUGAGAUAAACUCCCAGGCUCCUUGUGCUGAAGAGAAACAUAAACCCAGUGGGAUUCCUGUGGGUAAGGAGACCAGUUCAGAACAAAGCAGCUUCAUUUCAAACCUCCGCAGUAUCAUCCAGAGAAGAAAUUUAGGAGCAAAUCACUACAGCUCUGAUUCUCAGUUAACUACUAACCUAAGUCCUGCUGCUGCCGAAGACAGUAGGUCAGUGAGGGGAAAGAAAAAGCUUCUUUCUCCAUCUCACUCUUUGUUACUGAGUUCUAGAGAAGCACUGGAGAACGUCUCUCCUGUUACCCUGAGCAGGAGAAAUCCACCUUUUCUAGAAAGACAGGGCUCGGGAGCCUUGUUGUUGGAUCAUAUUGCUCAGACCAGGCCAGGUUUUCUUCCACCACUGAACAUUACUCCUCACCCCCCAGUUCCAGAUAGUACUUUCAUGAACAGGUUUUCUGGGAUGAUUUCUUGUGGACAAAAACACUUGGCAUCAGCAGCACCUGCUUUCCUUAGGGAGACCAAAAAUGUGAAAACACUGCUAAGGAGGCAGUCACUGCAGACUGAGCAGAUUAAGCAACUAGUGAAUUUUUAA
Molecule: messenger RNA, 1539 nt
Organism: Chaetura pelagica (chimney swift)
Lineage: Eukaryota; Metazoa; Chordata; Aves; Apodiformes; Apodidae
Gene: ANKRD34B
Product: ankyrin repeat domain 34B
Exons: 1
Coding region: 1-1539 (512 amino acids)
Molecular function (GO): protein binding
Source: RefSeq, a predicted model, not a curated record